ACCUGGUAAGUCGCCAGUGUCGGAUCGUGAGAUAGGGGAGUGUGUGAGGGCAGGUUCGCCGUACCGUUGGGACAUUUAAAUCGCCCGCAAGCAGGCUCGCUCGACGGCAAGACCGAAAACGAAACUACGCAACCGAACGCGCGACGACGAGCAACGAAGUAACCCGUAAAAGAACGUCAAGGAAAAGAAACGGUGUCGUUUUUUGGUUUGAAUCGCGGCGGAUCCUGACCGAGACCGAAUCUCUCGCCCGGUGGACUUUAAAACGCUCGCGACCGAAAUACUUGCGGAGAGGAUACCCGAGGCGUCGCUACCGACGAGCAACAGGCCGAAUUACGCUUAUUUAUUCGAAUCCUACGCGCUGACUCCCGUCGACGAGUUUCUUAUUUAUUAAAAGCCCCCUAGUGUAUUGUUAACCCGUGGCUGAGUCCUUUCUUGCACCCUGCACGACCGGUGGUCCAGCCUACGACGAAGGAUACGAUCAUCGACGAGGAGAUAGAGAGCAAGGAAGAAAAAAAGGACGAAGAGGACGGUGGAGAGAUAUCCUGCGUCAGAACGAAAACAGAACCGGAGACGACGGCGACGGACAGUGGUGUUUGUUGUGCAUGAAAGGAAACAAUUUUUUCCCCCCCUUGUCUACCUUACCGACGGUAUACAUACGAGUUCCUCGUGUACGUACACAAAUUAUUGUUUUUCGCGUAGACGGUCCUCUAGGUGAGUGAUAUAUCGGAGUCAUUGGCCGAAACCAAGGUCCUGUAACGUGUCUCUCUUUCGUAUAUACACGCUCGGCCGUAAGUACACAACCGGCCCCGUGCACGUGUGCGUGUAAAUACGCAUAACCACGCGCUGCGGCGUACAACGACAUAGUAUUUUUGGUGUUUAGUGUUAUUACUGCUUCCCUCGUCCACCCCCUGUUUUUGAGUGGUACCGGUACCGGCGGCGGGCGACACCGGGCAUUCCCACCGCGCGGAUCUGUGUGAACUCUCUUUUUCCGUCCCGUGUAUCUUUACGAUCGAUUCGACGACGUGCAUGCUCUGUCUGGCCGCGCCGGCGAAAAACAGUUUGGCAACGUGGCACGUGAGCAAAGUGAGACCGCGGCUACGACGUAGACGACGACGGCGACGGCGACGACGGUGAUAUCGACGGACGUUCCGCCGGGAGAGAGAAAGAGAAGACGCGAGAAGAGGAGUAUAGCGACGGAGGGAAGAGAGCGAGACGGGAAGAGGGAGAAAGAGAGGAACGCCAGAACGAUCCCCGUGGCGCACCACGAGCCGUGUCGUCCUCUCCUUGCUCUCUUGCUCGACAGAAACGCGGAAUCUUCGAUCGGUUGGUUCCGUGUCGCGUAGAACGAGUUAGAGGGAGACGGAUAGCCGCGGACCUGCAUUAGAGCGACGGAGAUAGGUCGUGUGAAGAAGAGAGAGAAGGAGAUAGAGAGGAGGCUGUGUGUGCCGCACAGCCGCAGCGUGCUCGAGAGGUUAGAAAACGCGACGGUAACAUGGAUUUGCUGUGCUGCGAGACGACCGAGACUGAAUGCAGAGCUUACGCUGAUCCCGCUCUACUUGGUGACGACCGUGUGCUGCAGAAUCUGCUGAAAACCGAGGAGAGAUACGCGCCCAGCAGUUCUUACUUCGAGUGUGUGCAGAGGGACAUCUCGCCGCUCAUGCGCAAAAUCGUCGCGGAGUGGAUGUUGGAGGUAUGCGAGGAGCAAAAGUGCCAGGAGGAGGUCUUUCCCCUCUCGAUGAACUACGUCGACAGGUUCCUCUCGAUCUGCCCGAUCAGGAAGUCGCAGCUGCAGCUGCUGGGAACCGCCUGCCUACUCCUCGCCUCGAAGCUGCGGGAACCGUCGCCGCUCGCCGCCGAGGUCCUCGUCUUCCACACGGACAACUCCAUCACCCUGGAUGACUUAUGGAGGUGGGAACAGCUGGUCGUCUCGAAGCUGAAAUGGGAAUUAUCCGCGGUGACGCCUGGCGACUUCCUGAUGCACAUCCUGAGCAGACUGCCGAUGCCGCGUACCUGGGACCCAGUGAUGGUCAGGAGGCACGCGCAAACCUUCAUCGCCCUCAGCGCCAGAGAGUACAAAUUCUCGAUGUACACGCCGAGCAUGAUCGCGGCCGCUAGCGUCGCGGCUGCCCUCCAUGGUCUCGAUUGGACUGGGAAGAGCGGUUACGGGCUUGCUGGCCUCCUCGACGAGCUUACACGCAUCACGGCUAUCGAACAGGACUAUCUUCAGGGCUGCCUAGAGCAGAUCGAGGAGAUGGUAUCGCAAGCGCACGUGGGCAGUGACGGCGGUAACGGGCACCACCAGGUGACCGGCGGCGCGGUGACGGGGGGACAGCAGAGGCCUCUGGGGGACGAGAUGACCAGCCAGGAGAAGAUCCUGGAGCACGAGAAGGCGGGCACGCCGACCGACGUGAGGGACGUCCAUUUUUGAGAGACGCCGCUGAGGGAAACUCUGGCCAGGGUGACUCUCUGCUGAGCCUAGAGGCCUGCGACGAACGUCUGGCGAGCAGCGACGACUCGGACGCUGACGCUGACGCUGACGGCGCCACGGCCGCGAAGAGGAUCAAGCUAAACGAUGAAGAUAACCAGACCGAACGCGAGCAAGACUCCUGACCGAGGCUCGAUCGAAUCGCCGGCGUUUCCGCUGUUUCCUUCGCUAGCAAACGGGAAGAACGACCGACCACUGAGAACCGCUCGAAAAAGAGGGAAACCGUAAA
This is a messenger RNA of Nomia melanderi (Alkali bee), 2714 nucleotides long. RefSeq names its product cyclin D (gene CycD). Lineage: Eukaryota; Metazoa; Arthropoda; Insecta; Hymenoptera; Halictidae. The record is from RefSeq and is a predicted model, not a curated record.